AGGAAAAGGUCCGGCUCGAGCACACACACAUAUAUUACACUCCAUUCCUCACCCCCGAUCCAUUCCUUGCGCGGCCGGGCCCCUGCCCCCCGCGCAGCCUUGCGCCCGGAUCCAUUCGGGUCUCACGUCUUCCUGACUCAUGCGCGGCGCCGGCAUCCUGCUGGCCGCCGCCGCGCUGCAGGCGCCUGGCGUAGCACUCCACGUCGACGUGGUUGACAGGCGCUCGCUCGCGCGGCACCUCGAGGCCGUGCGGUCGUUCUCGUUCGACCACUUCGUGGAGAAGUUCAACCGCUCGUACGUCGCGGGCACCGAAGAGUGGGCCCACAGGCUGGCCAUCUUCACCAAGGAGAAGGAGGCGGUGGUGUCGUUCCUCUCCGGCCCGCGACAAUCCUGGCUCAUGGGGAUCACGAUGUUCGCAGACUACACCGCGUCGGAGCGCUGGUCCAUGCUGGGCCGGAGGGGCAGCCCCAAAAACAGGACUGCAAGCGGUGCCUCCGCGAACUGGCGCGAGUGGACGUACCCCCAGGAGCAUAACGCCCUGCAUACAAACAGCCCGUGGAAGCUCGGCAAUAUCGUCCGCUCCCAGGGCGGAUGCGGCAGCUGCUGGGCCAUGGCGGCCACGCACGUGCUCGAGGCCCGCAUGGAGGCCAACGCCUCCAUCAUGAAAAGCCUCCGGGAAGUCCUCGUCAGCGGGGGGAAGACCAACGCGGACUCGAGGCUGUCUUCGGCAGCGGUCACGUACUGUACAAAGAACCCGCGGAACUGCGGCGGCCAGGGCGGCUGCGCCGGGGCCACGACCGAGCUCGCGUUCGACAUGGUGAAGGAGAGGGGCAUCCCUCUGGAGGCCCACUGGAACGAUGCCCCCUCCAAUCUGAACCAUGCCCCCUCCAGCCGGGACUCCAAGCCGGGCUAUUACGAGACUAGCUGCAAGGAGUCGGCCAUGCGGAGGACACUAGUGGGCAUCACCAACUACGAGGUCCUGCCGCAGAACAAGCUGCACCCACUCCUGCAGGCACUGUACGAGUCUGGAGGCCCCAUCGGCGCGUCAGUGGAUGCCACCACGUGGUUCGGAUACCAUGGCGGAAUCAUGUCGGACCGUGGGGUUGGCAUCAAGGGCCGGUUCGUCAUCAACCAUGCGGUUGCGCUGACGGGCUACAAGAUGCCGACGGGCACCGAGCGCGGAUAUUGGCGCAUCAAGAACUCGUGGGGCCCUCGCUGGGGCGAGGACGGGUUCAUCCGGAUGGAGCUGAAGAAGAACGAGGAGGAGCACUGCGGCUGGGACAGGAACACCCACGUGGGACUCGCCUGCGACGGGGACCCCAACGAGGCCUGGAUCUGCGGGACAUUCGGCAUUCUGUACGACUCGGUGUACCCCACGGGCAUCCACCUCCGGGAGUACCCGCGCUGAACGCGCGCACGCCGCCCCCCGGGGGCAUUCCCCGUGGGAGAGCGCGCGGCACGCACGCGGGCCGCGGCGCCGGCUCCCCGGCCCGCGCCGCCUCCGGGCGCGCGCAGGGCGAUGGUAGCCGCCCCGUCCCCCCUCCCUCCACCCCCCUGUGCGCGCCGCCAACCCAGACCCCCGACUUAAUGAUUUUUUCAUUACGGCCCACUCCCGCUUGCCUCCGUCGCAGUCCGCAGCCGCUGCCCCGAGCCCUCGCUGGUCCCUGGCGGCCGCCAGUGGCACGACCUGUGGCCUGAACGCGCAGGCCUCCAACGAUCUGAUGCCUUCACUCGCGGCGCCUUCCCACGCUCGCGUCUGCAGGGGCACGCGAUCGGGCCAAAAGGCCAUUACAGGCAGACAGGCGGACUGGGGGAAGAACCACCCCGCCAAGGAUCUGGAAGCGGUCGAGGCCCGGCGCACUGAGAGAGGCACAUCGUCCGGUGUCUGUGGGCCGCGCCGAGCUCGCGGGCGUGUUCUCGUUUCCACUCCCUCGCCCCAGCUCCCACGGGAGCGUGGCCAGGCCUCUUUGCUGCUGCGCUCCUCUCGCGCCUCCCCUGAGUCUCGGGGGCCACGUCCCCCCCCCCUCCUAUCGUUGCCAGUCUCUCGAAGCAGCGCAAGCUGCACACAGAGAGUUUGUGGUUCGCCGAGGCUGUGCUCUAUAGGGGGCCUCGCCGCGAGCGCCCCGAGAUCCGGGCGCCGCAGCUCGUUCCGCCGAGAAGGGACGCCAACACCGGAAG
Messenger RNA from Prorocentrum cordatum, 2178 nucleotides. The record is from the annotation of a GenBank genome assembly. Lineage: Eukaryota; Dinophyceae; Prorocentrales; Prorocentraceae.